CCUGCGUACAGAGGCCUGAGCUGCUUAGCUGCCAAUAUGCAAGAGAGAUAAGCAUACGAGGUUCGGGCUCGCGGUUCGGACCUACGUGUGUGGGCACGAUGCUCCGAUAUUUUUGUAUCCUCGGAGUCGAAGGAUGCGAUCUACCAGGCUAACUUUCGUGAUCGAGUGUAGAUCGCCGUAAGUACGGAUCAGCCUGGCCAAUACACGGCCUGGGGUUGCCAACAUCACAUGGACGCACCGAUUCAGCACAGCCGCCAUAUGUCUUUUGCACUUCGGAAUCGCGGGCGGCCAGAAGACCCCGAUGAGCAGUCCGUUUAUAAGUCUCGGAGCCCAACGCGACUUUCUGCAAUCCAUCCUCUCCAUCCUUCCUUUUUUUUCUCUUCGUAACGAUGCGGGGCACAGCGUCUCUCGCCACUUUCCUAUCUCUUUCACUCCUCUCGAACGGAUAUCAAUGGCCCAGUGAUCCCGUCUUUGAGGCCCUUGAGGAGAUGUACACCCUGAGCGAUGGCCUGGGCUCGUCUGGUUUCGUUGGAGGCAUUGAACCGUGCAGCUUUUCGCCGGCGAAUAAUCGCACAAGCGGAAGGCAGGCUGCCGCCGAGUGGGUUCGAACGGCAUACCACGAUAUGGCCACGGCGGAUGUUGCAGCUGGCACCGGUGGGCUCGACGCGUCGAUCAGCUUCGAGACCGAUCGCGCGGAGAAUGUAGGCGACGCAUUCAACGCCAGUUUCGGUUUCUUCGUCGGCUUCCAGAAUGCCCGCGUCUCCAUGUCCGACCUCAUUGCCCUCGGUGCGGUCUACGCCGUUCGUGUUUGUUCCGGCCCCAUAAUUCCCUUCCGCGCUGGUCGCAUUGACGCUACGGAAGCUGGCCCCAAGGGAGUUCCCGAGCCGCAACAGGAUCUCGCAUCGCACACCGCGUCGUUCGCGAAACAGGGCUUCAACGUGAGCGAGAUGAUCGGUCUCGUGGCGUGCGGGCACACGCUUGGUGGCGUCCACGAAGAGGACUUCCCCACGAUCGUGUAUGGAGAGACGAACUCGGACAACAACACGAGCGGGAUGCAGCACUUCGACGACUCAUUCGACGAGUUUGACAACCGCGUCGCUGUGCAAUGGGUGAACAGCAGCUUAUCUACCAACGCGCUCGCGACUGGCUUUAACAGCACGACCAACUCCGACGGGCGAAUCUUCGCCGCCGACGGCAACGCUACCAUGCGUGACCUCGCCUCCAGCAACACCCUCUUCCAAAGCCGCUGUGCCGAGCUUCUUGCACGGAUGAUCGACACCGUCCCGAAGGGCGUCCAGCUGACAGACGUCAUCACUCCUAUAGCCAUCAAGCCUUGGAACGUCCAAUUGAGCAUCAACGACAACGGGCAGCUGCAUCUCGGGGGCUAUGUCCGCUUAUUCACUUCCAACAAAUCUGCGUCCACUUCCGACUACGAGGUCAACGUCACCUGGACCGAUCACAACGGCGCUGCUUGUGAGGGGUGCAGCACAACCACGAGCGCACAAGGGUUCCCGGGCACUAUCUUCUCGGGCACGGUCAUGAUGUUCAACUUUGACACCACCAUCGACCCCAAGGUCGGGUUCUCCGCCUUCAGCGUCGAGUACACGAGCACGCCGGGGGGGCCCGUGACCAAGGCCGACAACGGCGGUGCCGGCUUCCCUUUUAGCGACGUCGUCAUGCUGCAGUCGUCAGCAUCCUGCACUUCCGACGGCACGAUCAAAGCUGUCGCCGCGGUUCGCAACGACCAGCCCAUCACGGCAGUCUACAUCGACUAUACCUCCGCCGAGACGCAGCCCGGAACUGUCAUGCUUAAGAUGGUCCCGUCCUCCAUCAACAUGACGGCGAGCAGCAACUCUUCCGCGUCGAGCCUGUACACCCUGUACAACGCCGAGUUCAAGGUGGACAAUGCGGGGAGCUCCUCGUUCAACAUCUUCGCCGAGGUGGGAGGGAAGGUCUAUACUGAUGACUUCAAGCGGCCGAACGGGCUUAACAGCUGCUAGAUACUUCAUAUUUAUGCAAUUUAGGAGAUGAACUCAAACAUACUCUACAUACUUGACUUGACUCAAAUAAUUUUGUGUUUAUAGAGAGUUGCAUCAGAGUAAAACCGGGUUCCUAAACCAAGACUUGCCUAACUGGGCACUGCGGGCCGGGACAAUUGGCAAAACCUUGUCAUGCUCUUAUGGCUUAGGGCUAUCACUUUGAGCACACCGUGUGCUCGCCUCUUUGUAGUACUUUAUUUAACUUUACCAUGUCUCUAU
Molecule: messenger RNA, 2258 nt
Organism: Heterobasidion irregulare TC 32-1
Lineage: Eukaryota; Fungi; Basidiomycota; Agaricomycetes; Russulales; Bondarzewiaceae
Gene: hpox2
Product: heme peroxidase 2
Exons: 7
Coding region: 390-2000 (536 amino acids)
Biological process (GO): hydrogen peroxide catabolic process; response to reactive oxygen species; cellular response to oxidative stress
Molecular function (GO): heme binding; peroxidase activity
Source: RefSeq, a predicted model, not a curated record